Cydia fagiglandana is the source of this 875-nucleotide messenger RNA. RefSeq lists its product as uncharacterized. Lineage: Eukaryota; Metazoa; Arthropoda; Insecta; Lepidoptera; Tortricidae. The coding region runs from base 84 to 719 and encodes 211 amino acids. The transcript has 4 exons. The record is from RefSeq and is a predicted model, not a curated record. Gene Ontology annotation, molecular function: protein binding.
UGAUAAAUAUACACGAGCACCUAAGCCGGGCCGGGUUCAAUUUCGUUUCAACUUAGAAUUUUCAAUUAAUUCAGUAAUAUAUAAUGGCAGAGAACGAUUCAGACGAAGUUCCAAUUAUCGCCAACGAUACAAAAAUAAAUCCAAAUGAGUUUGACGUAGCUGUAAGUGCAAUGCUAAUAGGAUUGGGAGGUGAAAAGUAUCUCGACGUCUUUCGGACUAACAAUAUUGGACAGUCAACUCUAAUUGAACUGAGUGAUGAAGAUUUAAUCAAAUUUGGAAUAGAUGAUCAAGACAUAAGAACAAAAAUUUUGGAAGAAGUAAAAAAUUUGCCGCUGUACCAAGAAUUACAAGUGUGUGAGACCCGGCCAUGUCUAGGUCCAAUAGAAAUAGUUGAUAUGCUGGAGGAGAGCUCUCAACACUUGUAUAGAAUUUACCUGAGCAUGUUAGCUAAUACCCUCGCAUUGAAGAAAGCAGAUAACUUGCCCGACUGCCUCCUUCACAAAGAGAAGCAUGCUUCUGAUAUUGCUCUGGCAACAUUGAGUGAAAUGACUACAAUUUUGAACUCUAUGGACAUAGCACUUCAUGCAGAGUUUAAGACCUUGAGAAAAGAGUCCAAUAAAACCAAUAAAAAGAAACUGGCUGUGGGAACUGUCGGGAGUAUAGCCAUAGCUGUGUUAGCUGUUCUAUUUUUUAGAUCUAUAAAACAACUUAAACAAUAAGUGUUUAAGAUUCAGUAUGUAGCUUAAGCCUCUUUAAUAAGUGUUUUCAUGUUAAACUUAAAAAGUUCUUACAAGCAUUGAUGGUAAAAAAUCUUAAAACAUGAUAGUAGGUAUGUUAUUGUACUGGUUGAAGUUAAUCUACCUCUUAUUUUUGCC